CGGGGUGCCUUCUUCUCUGCCGUGACUUUUGAAGUUUGCCUCGUGCGAGAAUCUGUCCGUAAGCGGAGCAGACAAAGGGUUUCUCUUCCUUGUACGCGCGCGCGUGCGAUCGCUGGCAGCAAACGGAGCAGGCAAAGCGUUUUUCCUCUCACUUGUUGUUUCUUCCUCUCACGGGUUGUUUCCAGUUGCACUUGUAAGUAAAGCUUUUCCCACAGUGAGAACAGGCUGCGCUUAUGAGCCAAAGCUAAGAUAGGCUCCGAUCUUCACGAAGAUUGAAUAAAAGUCCCGUGGCGUCCAUUGUGGAGGCUUGAGGAUGUCAACUCCGCCUAGUUUGUGGAUGAGGGAGGGGGAAACCGUACUGGAUACAAUACCGCUUUCAGAAUAAAGUAGAGGCGUACGUCAUAAAGUCAUACUAUCGCCAACUAUUUGACUUUGUUCAAGCGACCAUCUACUGUAUAAUAUCCCCCGUUUGAUUUGGAUUCAAAUGCUAACCUAGCGAUCUUUUAAUUUGAAACGAAUAAAACGAGGCGUUCGUCGUCGUCGUCCUUGAUCAGACGGUAGCCAGGCAACGUCAAUAACAACUUCCAAACGUUUUCAAUCUUUUAACGAGCCUGGCGUUGUUGAGCUACCCGAUCUCCCGGAGGAUAUACAGUUGUCAACUGUUCAUCCAACCUUGACGAUGACACCUCUGAUCGUCUGAGUAGCAAGCAGGUGAUUUUCAAGGCGCUCGACCAGACCGCUUCGGAUGCCUCACAGAUAAAUAGAGUACAGUAAUCUUAUGUAGUUUGGAAAUUGGGGGGUCUUAAUUAGCCUAUCGUUUUUUUCCAUUUGCGUGUCUGUGAAUAUUCUCUCCCAUUCAUCCACGUGCAUUGAAAGAUUGAAGGCGUUAAAAGAACGAAAAGAAAAUUUGUUGCCUGUUCGAAAUCACGAAUAUCACUCGUAUUUGACGAUGAUUUGACUUUUUGCAAAAAGCAUGGUUUGACAAUGACCAAAACGAGACAUGGGUUUCGACUUUUGGGAGAAAACACGAGCUACUUAUUAUGUCGCUUUCUAAUGAUAUGUUACAUUUAUUUGAACAAUCUUCACCAGUGGUUGUCAAUUUUUUUUUAAAGGCAACUCCGAGUAAAAUGACAUGUUGCUUAUGUUUGUUUGUUUUUUAUGCGAGUAAUUCACCCAUAUAAUAUACAACCUCUGAAAGUAAUUUCCAGCUUCAUUUAAUAUAAAAAAAAAACAACUCAUUUUGACAUAAGUCGUCAUUGUUUCCGUUACACAUCCUUUCAGGCCACGAGGACAAUUAUUGACUGGUCAUGUUACAACUGCAGAGUAUUCUUUGGGCCAGUUUUGACUCAUUCCAAAAAUCAAUCUUUACUAGGAAGAAAUGAGACGCGAGUGCCGCUCUCUUCUUCUGAGCGAAGUGCUUUCUGUAAAUUUUUGGUACACGCUUUGGAGUAUUCUUAAACUGAUAGCCCGGCCAGCUUCAAUGUGUCAAGUUAGUGGAAGCUACGCUAAGUGGUUGUGUUACUACUUGAAAUUCUAAAUCGACAUUGAAGAGUGAAUUUCUUGACUAUUAGGUGGAGUUUCCCCAAAUGUAGUAUCUAUCAAAAAAAAGUUGACUUGGACUUUCUCCCAAAUCCAGUUGGUUUUGAGCCAAAAAGCUCAAAGUGGACUUCUGUCAGACUGCUGGACCGGCGCUAAACUACGGGCCUUUCGGGGCAUCUGCGUCGGCAUCGUCUUCCACCACCCCCCUACUUUGUAUUGAGCGAAACUCUAGUCGACAGCCAACCUAAUCACAUUGUGACAACAACGGCGACUUAUGCUGGGAGAGCGACAAUGUCCAAACGUCACCUGAGCGAUACUGAGAAACUCAGACGAAGCAGAGAAUCUCAAGUAUACUCUGCCACCAGAGAAACCCUUUUCACACAGGAACUGCCCAGCAGUACAAUGCACGCAUUGUCACUGGAUUGGGUCUCCGGAGUGAAUUCCUCUCUUCCCGUUUACGUUCUGCAAGACCACAGCCAGCUGGUCUUCCUCUACGCCGGAGCGAAUGUCGGCGUCCUUUACAACCACACCACCAACUCGCAGCAUAUACUGCAAGGUCACAUCUGCCCCAUUUCCUGCAUGUGUGUCAGCGAAGAUCGACGCUGGAUCGCUACGGCCGACCAAAAUGAGAAGAGCACCGUCAUCCUGUGGGAUUCCUACUCCGGUAUUCCCGUGCACACUUUGUUCGACUGCCAUUCCGAGGGCGGAGUCAUCGCCAUGGGCUUUUCGCCGGACGCCAAGCAGCUGGUGACGCUUGGGAGGGAAAGCCAGCAAUGCGUUUGUGUUUGGGACUGGACCAACGAAACCGGCGAAGCGCUUUGGCUGGCCGAGCUCAGCCCCGAGUACGGUUAUCAGAAUCACAUCAUUUACAACCCGAACAACAGCACUCAGUUGCUCAGCAGCAGUGACAUGCAAGUGCUGUUUUACAGCACAGCAGAGAGAAGUUUGCAAUACGUUCCUCUGAAGGUUAUCAAGCUGGGCGACGCGGCCACCCUGGAACUGAACGCGUCUCUCUUCCCUCACUCCACGCCCGAGUUCUGCGAAAUGCAGAAAAUGGCCGGCGGGCCUUUGAGUCCGUCCGUCUUCCACUGGCGAGAGUUCCGGAUCAUUACCCCAUCCAGGGCCGGCGUCGUCAUGAUUUGGGAGCUCUCGCAGGACCUGGACUCCAACCAAAGGUUGAGCCGGGAUCGAGUAAAAAUCAUCUCUCUGCAGGAGCAUCCCAUCACUGUGCUGGCCGCGAUAGAUAAUUGCAUCGUCACAGGAGACACGCGAGGGCACAUCAACUUUUACGACGAAAAUAUGCUUCUCCUGACCUGGUUCACACAAAUGAAUCUGGACCCUAUCGUCUCCAUAUCGUUUUCCAAAGAAUUUGAGAGAGAAUAUUUGGAAGACGGCACGCCGGAUGACAAACCGGUACUGGGCAGAAACUUUGUGGUGUCUUCAUCCACGUCUACGGUGGUUCACGUCAAUGUGGAAAGAGGCACGUGGCGGGUCCUGCUGCAGGAAAACUGCCACCCUCUCCACGCCGUAGCCUGCCAUCCCAAGCAGCCGGCCUUUGUCAUGGGCAACCACAGGGGCGCCUUAAAGGUCUGGGACUACCAGCAGAAGCGGACCGUCCGCAAAACGGUGGUGGAGAAAGAGAAAGAGAUCCAGUGUGUCGCCAUUGACCCGCAAGGACGCUACCUGGCGGUGGGUUUUGCAAGCGGAGCUGUUCACUUUCUGGAUGUCAACACUUUACAAAGUGACCCCAAGGAACGCUUCGAUUACCCCCCGGACAGCAUCAGCCACAUGAGCUUUUCGCAUGACUCCAACUACCUUGCCACAGCAGACGUGGGGAAGGCGGUGACGCUGUUCCGGAUGCAGCCGACUCAGUGGAUAUAUUUGGCCAGGUACCGCUCCCAUUACAAGCCUAUCACGGACCUCUCGUUCGGGGUUGACCGGGACGGCGGCAAGCCCCGCCUCUUAACGCUCGGCAUGGACCGCCUCCUCGUGGAGUACGACGUGGAGGCCAGCGACACGGGGGAGUUGGUCAUCUUGCGUUCCGUGCGCCUGGAGCAGAGCGCGGUGCCCAAGUGCAUGACCUGGUACCCGCCUCUCGGUGCCGAGGAGUUUCUGGUGGUUGCCUCGGACCAAUACAAGAUGAAGCUUUUCAAUAGCACCGCCAAGACGUGCAGAAAGACCCUUCUCGGGCCAACGUACGGAAGCCCCGUUAAGAAAAUGGGGAUCCUACCGUCGUCGCAGUACACGGAGAACGGCUCGUAUUACAUGGCGUACGUCACGGAGGACAAGGUCGGCCUGCAGAUCCUGCCGCUGGACGGCAAUCCUUACAAGUCCCAAGCGGUGGUCUGCCAUCCGACCGGCGUAUCGGCCUUCGCCUACUCCCACGACGGACUGUUUGUUUUCACCGCGGGCGGAUCUGACUGCACCGUCCUUUCGUGGAAGAUAAGCUACGGUGCCCUGGAGGGAGCAGCGGCUUUGGGAGGAAAGGAGCUGACGCCAUACUACACGCUUUUAGAGGGAGGCAGGAAUGGAAAAUUCUACAGAGAAAUCGAGGACUUUUUCUAUUACUGCCAAAUCCACGAUCAAGGUCUGGAUUCCAUGGAGACGCGGCAGCUGUCCACCAAAAUCCCCCUGACGGAAUUGCCUUCGCUCAUGCGUGCUUUGGCCUACUUCCCUACUGAGCAAGAGGUUGAAGACAUGCUGAACGAGGUGAAGUUGGGCCAGUACGCAGAAACGGGAGAGUACGUGACGGACAUCAACCUAGAGGAAUUGAUCAAACUCUACAUCAACCACCGCCCGGCUUUCGGCAUCUCGGCGGACGAGCUGGCCGCGGCAUUUGAGGUUCUUUGCCGGGCCGACGCGUCCAAGGGCGAGCCCCGCCUUCGCAGAGACCAGAUGCUGGAGCUCCUGCAGGUCCAAGGGGAAGCCAUGACUGAGGAUGAGCUGGCAGAGUGUUUGACGGCACUGUUAGGCCUCUUUGAAGUGAAGGAAGAGGAAAGUCCUGAGGUGGACUUCAUUAAAUCGGACAAUGUCAGUCAAGAAUAUUCUUUGGAGAGUCUGAUACCGGAGGAAAUAUCCAUGGAGAUAUUUACGAGUCAAAUUCUCGGCCUCCCGCCGUCAUUGUCCUCGUCGUCGUCGUCGUCAACAACGUUGUCGUCACCUUGAUGGAGACACCACGGAGGACAUAACUUGAUGACGUCUGCCACAUGACUACACACAAAAAUGUAUGUUCACGUACAUAUUUCUUAUAGGUGUGUAACUAGGGUGACCACUUCCAUAAGGUGCAGGUGGAGGACUUCAAAAACCCCCCAUCAAAUUUGCAGUGUAUUUUCAUCAACGAUAAAGUUUUGUACAGUUUAUAUAUCAUAUUUAUGUGACUAAAUGUUAAAAAAAAAUCAACUUUUUCUAAACAAUUUAUUUAGUUCACGGUACCAAAAUUCUAAAGGACAGAGGAACUUCAGCACGACGUAGAUGAGGCUGCGAGACUUUCUGUGCCGUGCGUGGUUGUGUCAACUCCCGGAAGCGCCUACAUAUAGUGGAAUGUUUUUGAUCAGCGACCAGCUACAAAGCGUCAGUUUGGAUGUACCUCGUCGUACGCCUUAAAUGGAAACCGGCAGCAGACAAUAAGUUAAGGAUGUGCCUCCCUCGCCGCUUUAAACUUGAAGGAUCCAACUAAAAGAUCGUACGUUUGCUCUUAUCAUUUCGUUGAUUGUUCGUAGACAAAAUUCUAACAAUCCGUGUUAACCUGAGGUGUAGAUUUCUACCCCGGCUACCAAAAUUACAACUAAUAUGACUGUCGGAGGCGUUCUUAUGUUGAGUGACGUAAUGUGGCAAUGCCGCUACUUUGGGCAAUGACGUCAUCACUAAGCGUCUAUAUAUUAAUGACUUAUUCUGCACGUUGGCGGGUAUAGUUUUCAAUCGCAAACAACUGCACGUUUAUGUUACAGAUUACCACAGAGUAACGCGUAUAUUGUUUUGUUUGAACGUUUGAAGAUGCCAAGAUGGCAUUUUUUGUUUUGUUAUUUGACCUCACGACAUGACUUUGGAAUGAAUGCCGCGUUGAAAAAUUCCUAAACCAGCGUAUAAUUGAAACUUGUCAGAACAAUGACAGUCACUGAAUGCAGACGGAUUUCGUUGUUACAAGGAAAUACUGCAGGGGUUUUUUCCCCACCUGGUUACACUAAGGUAUCAUGAACUCAUCAUCCAUGUGCAUCCCAUAUGAACACAUGUAGUAUGUCAUUCUUUUUUUUAUUGCAGAUAUUGAUGACAAUAAAACGUU
Molecule: messenger RNA, 5818 nt
Organism: Corythoichthys intestinalis (scribbled pipefish)
Lineage: Eukaryota; Metazoa; Chordata; Actinopteri; Syngnathiformes; Syngnathidae
Gene: cfap251
Product: cilia and flagella associated protein 251
Exons: 22
Coding region: 1831-4704 (957 amino acids)
Cellular component (GO): sperm flagellum
Molecular function (GO): protein binding
Source: RefSeq, a predicted model, not a curated record